This is a messenger RNA of Oncorhynchus gorbuscha (pink salmon), 2831 nucleotides long. Its product is annotated as E3 ubiquitin-protein ligase TRAF7-like. The record is from RefSeq and is a predicted model, not a curated record. The transcript has 28 exons. Gene Ontology annotation, molecular function: protein binding; ubiquitin-like ligase-substrate adaptor activity. Lineage: Eukaryota; Metazoa; Chordata; Actinopteri; Salmoniformes; Salmonidae. Gene Ontology annotation, cellular component: cytoplasm; nucleus; SCF ubiquitin ligase complex. The coding region runs from base 282 to 2537 and encodes 751 amino acids. Gene Ontology annotation, biological process: protein polyubiquitination; regulation of cell cycle; proteolysis.
ACAUUGCGGUCUUUGACCCCUGUAUCCGACGUACACGGUCCAGAGCACUUCCGCUUCCGACUGCUGGUUGUUUUGAGGCGUGAAAGAGAGAAAAAGGAGCAUUUCAACUACACAGUUAACUACGAUUUAACACCAUGGCUGUAGAGGGUUGUGAGCUGCAGUGAGUGUCCUCUACUCCAGCACCUCCAGAGCACCAGCAGCAGCCUGCCACCCAUCCAGACAUCUCAACCUCCCCCCGUCCCUCAGCCAGACCCCCCCCAGCGGGGUGACAACCCACCAGCAUGGAGGCCUCCUUCGGCCCCACCUUCUCAGCCGUGGUUCCUGGAGCUAAAACGGAAGCCUCCGGUACCUACAAGCAGCACCGCCGUACCCCCUCCUCCUCCAGUACCCUCACAUACUCGCCACGAGAUGACGAGGAUGGCAUGCUCCCCAUCAGCACCCCGAGGCGUUCUGACUCUGCCAUCUCGGUGCGUUCCCUCCUCUCUGAGUCCAACAUGCUCCCCAUCAGCACCCCGAGGCGUUCUGACUCUGCCAUCUCGCUCCCCAUCAGCACCCCGAGGCGUUCUGACUCUGCCAUCUCGCUCCCCAUCAGCACCCCGAGGCGUUCUGACUCUGCCAUCUCGCUCCCCAUCAGCACCCCGAGGCGUUCUGACUCUGCCAUCUCGCUCCCCAUCAGCACCCCGAGGCGUUCUGACUCUGCCAUCUCGCUCCCCAUCAGCACCCCGAGGCGUUCUGACUCUGCCAUCUCGGUGCGUUCCCUCCUCUCUGACUCCCCAUCAGCACCCCGGCGUUCUGACUCUGCCAUCUCGGUGCGUUCCCUCCUCUCUGAGUCCAACAUGUCUCUCCGCUCGACCUUCUCUCUUCACGAGGACGACGACGACACGGAGCCCCUGGUGUUUGCAGAGCAGCCGUCGGUGAAGCUGUGUUGUCAGCUCUGCUGCAGUGUCUUCAAAGACCCUGUCAUCACCACCUGUGGGCACACCUUCUGCAGGCGAUGUGCCUUGACCUCCGAUAAGUGUCCGGUGGACACGGCUAAGUUGACGGUGGUGGUGAACAACAUAGCCGUAGCAGAACAGAUAGGAGAGCUGUUUAUCCACUGUAAAUACGGCUGCCGGCUCUUAAACACCAGCCCCACUUCCCCUAACGGGGCCGGAGGAGGGGCUUCCCCUAACGGGGCCGGAGGAGGCACUGCUGCUAGUCGGGGUGAAGGGACACCUAAGAUGGGAGGACCUGGGAACUUUGAGGUUGAUCCAAUGGGCUGUCCUUUUACCAUCAAGCUCACCACACGCAAGGAGCACGAGGUGAGCUGUGACUACCGUCCAGUGCGCUGUCCCAACAACCCCUCCUGCCCUCCUCUCCUCACCAUGAACCUGGAGGGACACCUAAAGGAAUGCGAACACAUCAAAUGCCCUCACUCCAAAUAUGGAUGUGCGUUUAUCGGUAACCAGGAUACCUAUUCCACACAUCUGGACUUGUGUAAGUUUGAAGGGCUGAAGGAGUUCCUGCAGCAGACAGAUGACAGGUUCCAUGAGAUGCAGGUGACCCUGUCUCAGAAGGACCAGGACAUUGCCUUCCUGAGGUCCAUGCUGGGGAAACUGUCUGAGAAACUGGACCAGCUGGAGAAGAACCUGGAACUGAAGUUUGAUGUCCUGGAUGAGAACCAGAGUAAGCUGAGUGAAGACCUGAUGGAGUUUAGGAGAGAUGCCUCCAUGCUCAACGAUGAGUUGUCCCACAUCAACGCCAGACUCAACAUGGGCAUCCUGGGCUCCUACGACCCCCAGCAGAUCUUUAAAUGUAAAGGGACGUUCGUAGGUCACCAGGGGCCAGUCUGGUGUCUGUGUGUCUACUCUACAGGGGACCUGCUCUUCUCUGGGUCCUCGGACAAGACCAUCAAGGUGUGGGAUACCUGCACCACCUAUAAAUGUCAGAAGACUCUGGAGGGUCAUGAUGGAAUCGUGCUGGCACUGUGUAUACAGGGGAACAGACUGUAUAGUGGCUCAGCUGACUGCACCAUCAUAGCCAUCAAGGUGUGGGACAUAGUGGGGACAGAGUUGAAGCUGAAGAAGGAGUUAACGGGAUUGAACCACUGGGUUCGUGCUCUGGUGGCCUCUCAGAACCACCUCUACAGUGGAUCAUACCAGACCAUCAAGAUCUGGGACAUCCGUUCCCUGGACUGUGUUCAUGUCCUCCAGACCAGUGGGGGCAGUGUCUAUUCCAUCGCUGUCACCAACCAUCACAUCGUCUGUGGCACCUACGAGAACCUUAUACACGUCUGGGAUAUAGAGUCCAAGGAGCAGGUCCGGACCCUAACGGGUCAUGUGGGGACAGUGUACGCUCUAGCAGUCAUCUCUACACCAGACCAGACCAAGGUGUUCAGCGCCUCCUAUGACCGCUCACUCAGGGUGUGGAGCAUGGACAACAUGAUCUGUACUCAGACCCUCCUCAGACACCAGGGGAGUGUAACCGCCCUGGCCGUCAGCAGGGGGCGCCUGUUCUCUGGAGCUGUGGACAGCACCGUCAAGGUGUGGACAUGUUAGAGGACGCUGAUUGGUUUGAGAGGUUGCUGUCGAGGAGAGCAGCUGAUUGGUUCCAACCUCAAUGGACCACCCUGUGUCAAACGGACCAUAUGAACUCUGACACACACACACACACACACACACACACACACACACACACACACACACACACACACACACACACACACACACACACACACACACACACACACACACACACACACACACACACACACACACACACACACACUCUGAUUGGUUCAUCAUCCUUCAGGAUCAUGACUGUUUUAAAUAUCUCUACUAUAUGAACUUUAA